AUGGGGGGCCUUUGCUCGAGGAGUUCUACUGUAGAUAAUGCUCUCGGAGGAGGUCUUUCUCAUGUGAACGGUCAUUCGAAUGAGCGUGGUUUGAUUUAUCAGUCUGGUGAAGUGAAAGUAAGUAGCAGCACGACGCCUCCAGUAAUCGUAAAUGUAGGGGAUAAGCAACAGGGAGAACAACUGGGUUCAUCGACGGAGUUAAGCGUGGUUCCUAUCGGGACGAGUCCAGAAGAUAUGUAUGAUGGUAUUCCACGCUUGGCAAGGGUGCUGUCAAACAAAUCUAGAUCGACCAAAACAAAGCAAGCAGCCGUUGCAAAGGUUUCAGAAGUGAGUUCCCUUCUAGGUAGAGCGGGUACCGCUGGUCUCGGUAAAGCAGUGGAAGUAUUAGAUACACUUGGUAGUAGCAUGACAAAUCUCAAUCCUAGCAGCGGUUUUACCUCAGGAGUAACAACAAAAGGCAAUAAAAUUGCAAUUUUGGCAUUUGAAGUUGCCAAUACAAUUGUUAAGGGUGCCAACCUUAUGCAAUCCCUUUCAAAGGAGAAUAUCAUACAUCUGAAAGAAGUGGUGCUUCCUUCAGAAGGGGUCCAAAACUUAAUAUCAAGAGAUAUGGAAGAAUUAUUGAGAAUUGCAGCAUCAGAUAAGAGAGAAGAAUUGACUGUUUUCUCUGGAGAAGUGGUACGUUUUGGAAAUCGUUGCAAAGAUCCACAAUGGCACAAUUUGGACCGUUAUUUUGAGAAGUUAGGCUCAGAACUUACACCAGAGAGGCAGCUUAGGGAAGAGGCAGAGACAAUGAUGCAGCACUUAAUGACUAUGGUUCAGUACACAGCAGAAUUGUAUCAUGAAAUGCAUGCUUUGGACAGAUUUGAACAAGAUUACCGACGUAAACUUCAGGAAGACGAGAACUCAAAUACUACACAGAGAGGAGACAGCCUUGCAAUUUUGAGGACAGAGUUGAAGAGUCAACGGAAACAUGUGAAGAGUUUGAAGAAGAAAUCACUAUGGUCAAAGAUUUUGGAAGAGGUAAUGGAAAAGCUUGUAGACAUCGUCCAUUUCUUGCAUUUGGAGAUUCAUGAAGCCUUUGGUAGUGCAGAUGGCGAUAGACCAGUGAAAAAUUCAACGAAUAGUCACAAGAAGCUGGGCGCUGCUGGCCUUGCUUUGCAUUAUGCAAAUAUUAUCACUCAAAUUGAUACUCUUGUCUCUCGCUCGAGUUCUGUGCCCCCAAGUACAAGAGAUGCGCUGUACCAAGGGCUGCCACCUAGCAUUAAGUCUGCCAUGCGCUCCAAAUUGCUUUCUUUCCAGUUUGACGAGGAGCUCACCGUCCCUCAAAUCAAAGACGAAAUGGAGAAAACUUUGCGGUGGCUUGUCCCGAUUGCUGCUAACACAACCAAAGCUCAUCAUGGAUUUGGUUGGGUUGGAGAAUGGGCAAAUACAGGGUCUGAAAUGAACCGAAAGCCAGCUGGGCAGAACGACUUGCUGAGGAUCGAGACUCUGCACCAUGCUGACAAAGACAAGACCGAAACACACAUCCUCCAACUGGUGGUGUGGCUUCACCACCUUGUCAGCCAAGCAAGAGCAGCCAAUGGCGGAAUCAGAUCACCUGUCAAAUCACCGAUGCGAUCCCCAAACCAAAAGACGAUACAGCUGACAGCACAAACCCCCAGCCCUCAGUCUCCGAUGCUGACAAUUGAAGAUCAAGAGAUGCUGAGGGAUGUAACCAAAAGGAAGAAACUGCCGGGGAUAAGCAAGAGCCAGGAGUUUGACACCGCUAAAACCAGGCUAAUGAUGAGCAAACACCACAGGUUGACCAAGAGCAGCAGUCAUUCCCCUACCCGCGAAACCAAGAGAGACCCUUUCCCUCUCAGGAGACCAUCGUCGAUCCCUGUCAUUGACUUCGACAUCGACCGGAUCAAAGCCUUGGACGUGAUCGACCGUGUCGACACGAUUCGCACCUUGUAG
Molecule: messenger RNA, 1956 nt
Organism: Linum trigynum
Lineage: Eukaryota; Viridiplantae; Streptophyta; Magnoliopsida; Malpighiales; Linaceae
Source: the annotation of a GenBank genome assembly